Lucilia cuprina (Australian sheep blowfly) is the source of this 1084-nucleotide messenger RNA. RefSeq lists its product as uncharacterized. The transcript has 2 exons. The coding region runs from base 183 to 749 and encodes 188 amino acids. The record is from RefSeq and is a predicted model, not a curated record. NCBI's taxonomy places the organism in Eukaryota, Metazoa, Arthropoda, Insecta, Diptera, Calliphoridae.
UCUCUUUAUUUUUUUCUUUAGUUUUCCACACGUAAUCAUCGUGAAAACAACAUCCCAAUGUUUAAACAACAACUACAAAGCUGAAAAUUAAAAAAACUAAUAACCUUCAUUACACUUCUUACAACUUCUAACGACUACAGACCAAUAGAAUAAAAGAAAAUUCAAGUGAAAAAAGAGAAAUUAUGGCAUCAAAUACCACAGAUUCAGAUACACAAGUCAACAUAGAUGAUUUACCCAUAACAUUUAAGGUCAAAUACAUAGGCUCCGAGGUGGCCCGCGGUCUAUGGGGCAUUAAAUAUACCCGACGUCCUGUCGAUAUAAUGGUGGGCGCUGCCAAAAAUCUACCACCCAAUAAAACUCUACCCCACUGUGAGCUGAAAGUUUCCACCGAGGGUGUGAGUAUAGAAAUUUUACAACCCAAGGCCAGCAUUAACAAUUGGAGUUAUCCCAUCGAUACGAUAUCCUAUGGUGUACAAGAUCUAGUCUAUACACGUGUCUUUGCCAUGAUCGUGGUAAAAGAUGAAACCAGUGUACAUCCUUUUGAGGUUCACGCCUUUGUGUGUGAUAGUCGAGCCAUGGCGAGGAAACUUACGUAUGCUUUGGCUGCUGCCUUCCAAGACUAUUCACGUAAAGUGAAAGAGAAUGGCAGUGAUGAGAGUAGUGACAAAAUAACACCCACCCGUCAAAAGUUUGCUAUAGACUUAAGAUCACCUGAAGAAUUGGCUGAGGAUGAUGAAACGGAAGCUUAAUUUUAACUAAAUAUUUAGUAUAUUUUAUAACAAUUUGUUGUUUUUUUUGUAUUACAUUUGUAAAAGUAUUUAAGUUUUGUGAUGAUUUUAAGUAUUUUGUAAAUUUGUAUUUAUGAUUUUGAAACUUUAUUUUGUAUUGUUUAAUAUUUUUAACAAAGAGGAUGCUUUACACAAUUACCGUUAGUUUGUUCCAAGUGCUACUUAAUCCAUUUAUUAUGUAAUAUAUUUAUUGCAGUAGAUUUUUUUAAUUUUACACUAAAAACUGUAAAUUUGUGAUCCUCAUACAGCUAAUAAUCCAAAGUUUGAAUAAAUACAAAUAUUUUAAUGGUAAAAAA